CCCGCAGCGCCCGCGCGCCCUGCCCGCGCCGCGGCGUCCCUGUGCUCACCCCCAGCCCCUUUCGUCUGGAGGGCGCUGCCAGGUCUGCGCACGAGGCGGCGGCUUGAGCGGGGGCUGGGCCUCCAUCCGAGAAAGAGUUAAUCGGCCACGGCUAGGAGGAGCCCAAAGAGGAAGGAAGGAAAUUGCUGUCCUUCUGAAAGUUUUUUCCUUCCUCUCUUCUUUCCCUGCAGAGGUGAGGGCCGGGAGGCGGCGGCGCUGACUCUCGGGAGCCGGGCUCCGGGACUCUGUUUCCGGAGCUGCCUCCCUACUACCUGGGGACAGGGACCGCUGUCGCUCUUGGACCUUCUCCGUGGACCCCUUCUGGGUGCGCCAAGCCAUGGAUGGCGCAGAGCUGGCCGGGAAGAUCUUUUACACCUGGCUUACUCUGGUGCUCGGCUUCAUACUGCUGCCUUCGGCCUUUGGGGUGUCUUUGGGCAUCUCCGAGAUCUAUAUGAAGAUCCUGGUGAAAACUUUAGAGUGGGCCACAAUACGAAUUGAAAAAGGAGCCUCAAAGGAGUCAGUUCUUAAAAACUCAGCUUCUGUUGGUAUUAUCCAAAGAGAUGAGUCACCCAUGGAAAAAGGGCUGUCUGGUCUUCGAGGAAGGGACUUUGAGCUGUCUGACGUGUUUUAUUUCUCCAAGAAGGGAUUGGAAGCCAUCGUGGAAGACGAAGUGACCCAGAGGUUCUCCUCAGAGGAGCUGGUGUCAUGGAACCUCCUCACGAGGACCAACGUCAACUUCCACUAUGUCAGCCUGCGGCUCACCGCCGUGUGGGUGCUGGGCGUCCUGCUGCGCUACUGUGUCCUCCUGCCUCUCAGGGUUACCUUGGCUUUCAUUGGGAUCAGUUUAUUGGUUAUCGGAACCACCCUGGUUGGACAGUUGCCGGACAGCAGCCUCAAAAGCCGGCUGAGUGCGCUGGUCCACCUGACUUGCUGCCGCAUCUGUGUCCGGGCCCUCUCUGGUACCAUUCGUUAUCACAACAAGCAGUACAGACCCCAGAAGGGAGGCAUCUGUGUUGCCAAUCAUACCUCCCCAAUAGACGUUUUGAUCUUGACAACGGAUGGAUGCUACGCUAUGGUUGGCCAGGUUCACGGUGGCUUGAUGGGAAUUAUUCAGAGAGCUAUGGUCAAAGCUUGUCCACAUGUCUGGUUCGAACGUUCAGAAAUGAAAGACCGACACCUGGUUACUAAGAGACUGAAAGAACAUAUUGCUGAUAAGAAAAAAUUACCCAUAUUAAUCUUUCCUGAAGGAACUUGCAUCAACAAUACUUCAGUAAUGAUGUUUAAAAAGGGAAGCUUUGAAAUUGGAGGAACCAUACAUCCAGUUGCAAUUAAGUAUAAUCCUCAGUUCGGUGACGCAUUUUGGAACAGUAGUAAGUUCAGCAUGGUGAGCUACCUGCUUCGAGUGAUGACCAGCUGGGCCAUUGUCUGUGACGUGUGGUACAUGCCUCCCAUGACCAGAGAGGAAGGAGAAGAUGCAGUCCGUUUUGCUAACAGGGUUAAGUCUGCUAUUGCUGUACAAGGAGGAUUGACUGAGCUUCCCUGGGAUGGAGGUCUGAAGAGAGCCAAGGUGAAGGACACCUUUAAGGAAGAGCAGCAGAAGAAUUACAGCAAGAUGAUCGUGGGCAAUGGAUCUGCCACCUCCGAACUGGACUGAACGCCAGCGGGGCUUUCCAGAGCCAGUCCUUGGAAAAGGAAUGUGCUGGGGUUGGGGGGAGCAGGAUGGGCCUCGCUUGGUUUUACCGUCUUUGUUUUUAUUGUUAGUCUUUUCUACGGGAUGAUUGUCUCUGCCUCUUUACGCCAGAGGCAGAACCCAAGGUGCCCUUUUGGCUUUUGUUGUUGUUAGAGCAUUAGCCUCCGGAGCCGUAAGGCAGUUGACUGAGUUUAAACAGAUGCUGCCUUUUGUAAAACUUGAUGGUGUCUUGUGGAUUGAAUGAAAUCUUUUAUUGGGGCAGGCGGUGGGAAGGGCUUCUAAAACACUUUUACUGCUGGUUGUGUCUGGCACUCAUUGAUAGGGUGAGCCUCACAAGAGUACCCCAGACUCUUUGCUCACAGCCAGCGUGCUGAGCCCUGUCCUCCCACCCGCUUCAGCCACUGACACCGGGAUCACAGGGCCCUCCCAGGUUGCUGUUAGGGUUUUGUGCCACCGCAAGGUUGAAAAGAAAGGACAGCUUUGCGGCCACUUGAUUGGAAAGUCGAAAGGAAACGUAAAUGUUUUUAACUAGCUCUUUAGAAAAAACAUACUAUUUGAACUUUGCCAAAGAAAAGCGAGUCUGGGUUAACUGUGUAUGCACAUUUGUGUGUUGGCAACGUGCAGAUAAACCUAUGUCAGCCAGCGGUGGGUGUAAAGUUUUUAGUUUUCCUUGUUUGUAUGCUAAAGAUCUAUACCUAAGGCCUUUCCCAUCUACUGAUUUGUUUGAUCUUGUAACCAAACCUAUUUUCAAAUGGGAGGAGCCUUUUAUAAUGACAACAGAUUAUACCGACUUUAGCGGGAGUAAGAACAAGGGAGUGAGGCGUGGGGCUCCCCCCUCCCCCGCCCUUUGCUGUUUAUUUCAGGACUUUCCCAGUUUCUGCAGCCGGAAAAUAAGGGUAGAAUUACUUUUUGGAAACUGAGCCUUAACCUUUUAAAGGGGACAGUAAGUGUUUCCCGACUCCGUAGCGUAAGCGAUGUCUGAUGCCCAUAUGAUACCAUUGGGGUGUUAUGUCUUCAGGUAACCAUCUACAAAAUGUGAAACUGUCUUACAGUCUAAUAUAAAUAAAGUCUAUAUUUCUAA
This is a messenger RNA of Phacochoerus africanus (Common warthog), 2810 nucleotides long. It is a transcript of the gene GPAT3, whose product is annotated as glycerol-3-phosphate acyltransferase 3. The coding region runs from base 377 to 1693 and encodes 438 amino acids. The transcript is spliced from 12 exons. Gene Ontology annotation, biological process: triglyceride biosynthetic process. The record is from RefSeq and is a predicted model, not a curated record. Gene Ontology annotation, cellular component: endoplasmic reticulum. Gene Ontology annotation, molecular function: glycerol-3-phosphate O-acyltransferase activity. Lineage: Eukaryota; Metazoa; Chordata; Mammalia; Artiodactyla; Suidae.